This is a messenger RNA of Cloeon dipterum, 3059 nucleotides long. RefSeq names its product protein bicaudal C (gene BicC). The coding region runs from base 78 to 2285 and encodes 735 amino acids. The record is from RefSeq and is a predicted model, not a curated record. Gene Ontology annotation, molecular function: protein binding; RNA binding. The transcript has 15 exons. Lineage: Eukaryota; Metazoa; Arthropoda; Insecta; Ephemeroptera; Baetidae. Gene Ontology annotation, cellular component: cytoplasm.
AAUUCAUUUUUCCUUACACUCACUUUCAUCAGACUCAGCGUGUAAGACGUGAUAAGAGCAGUGGAAGAAGAACCAUAAUGGGUGAACACGCCGUGACUAGCAUCCCUCUGGACGCCCUGUCCGACGUGUCCGAGAGCAGCCGCGAUGAAAUACGCGAGCAUUGCGGCCCCGACGUCUAUCAGGAGCGAUUCCGGGUCGACCGACCCAAGCUCGAGCAAAUGAUGCAAGCGGAAAAUAACUGCGCAGAGAGAUUCUUUCAAAAGAUCAUGGAGAGUACCAGUACUUACAUAUCUUGGCCCCAACGCCUGAAAGUUGGAGCAAAGUCUAAAAAAGACCCCCAUGUCAGAAUUGCUGGCACUCCUGAAAACGUGGCAAUUGCUCGAACAAGAGUUUUGGACGUGCUUGAAGCUAAGCAAUGUGACAGGGUAAACAUGAAGAUCGACGUGAGCUACACAGACCACUCUCACAUCAUCGGCAAGGGAGGCAAUACUAUCAAGCAGGUGAUGGAAGCUACCGGCUGCCACAUCCACUUUCCAGACUCCAAUCGGACGAACCAAAAUGAGAAGAGCAACCAAGUGUCCAUCGCUGGUCCACUCACUGGUGCAGAACGUGCCAGAGCUAGCAUCCGCCGUUUGAUGCCACUGAACUUUAGUUUUGAGCUUCCUGUGAUCGGUGCCGCGCAGGCCAUUCCUGAUGUGAACAGCCCUAUGAUCAAGAUCUUCUGUCAGCAAUUCAACGUAGAGGUGUCCAUCAGGCAGCGCUUUAAGCUGCACUCGACGCUGGUUGUGGUCAAGGGCUGUGACUGGGAGGUGGAGCGUGUCAAGCAGGCAACUCGAAAUCUCAUCAAGUCUCUGUGCGGGGCUGAACAUGUGAACCAAGUGCCAGUGGAGAUGAGCCUAGAGAUAUCCACUCAGCACCACAGUGCUGUUCUAGGCCCUGGCAGUUCCAAUUUGCGAACCGUCAUGCGCGAAACCAAAACCAAGAUUCUAUUUCCCGAUGCUGAGGACCCAAACAUUCCGAGCUUGAAGAAGAGCAAUGUAAGGAUCAUCGGUGACAUCGACCAAGUUUACUUAGCCAGACAACAGCUAAUAGGAUCUCUGCCAUUGAUGGUGAUGUUUGACCUACCAGUGGGAAUAAGUACUGAUGCUGAGAACCACAUCAACCUCCUCAUGCAGCAACUCGAUGUUGGCAUUAAAAUGCGCCUGAAGUCACGCCAGAGCACUCACUCAGUAACAAUCAGGGGCAUCGAGCGCUGCGCCACUAAUGUUUACAUUGCUACACACACACUGCUGAACCUGGAAGGACCGCAAAUUAAGGCCAGCAUUCCUGACAGUUUCUCAAUUCGCAGCCUUCCUGAAGACUUCAGUGUGCGCACUUUGCUCAACACCACUGGGUCAAGCCGCCUGCGUCUGGCCAGCGGUGCCAAUGGCGCACAAGCUCUGCCCUCUCCGCCACUCUUCUCGCCGACGACCAUGCUGCCACCAAGAAACCCUUGGAACCAAGUGUGGCAGGAGCAGUACUUGCAUCCACACAACAUGAGCCACCAGAUGGCCUCCAACAUGAGCGUCAUGCCCCGCAUUGUGGUUCCCACGCACUCGAUGGUGCCCAUGUACCCAUCACCUGACAGCGCCAUUCAUUCCGCUUCAUUCAGUUCAAUGUCCAGCCCCAAUCUGAGCCCUCGCAUGUCCAACUCUCCAGGACGUAGUCACCAUUCAGACUCCAAUUCAGACAUUACCAGCAUGCCUGAUAUGGACCGCAGAGCUCCAGGCUGCGAGCGUAGAACCCUGAAGCCUGGUUCCAGCCUCUCUGAUCUGCGCAAAAUGGCUGGCUACAAAGCAAUGCACUCAAAAAUAACACCAGGAGAAACACGCAUACCCACCUCCCAUUGGGCCAGCACUGGUUUGAGUGCCUCACACCCUGAGUACGUACUUCGCAAGCUGCAGCAACUGGACUUGGCCUGCAGUCAGGAGAAGGACCCAAUGUGGCCACCAAGCGACCCUGACUAUCUUCCUGAUUGGUCUGCUAGCAACCUCUUCGAUUCAGUGUCAAAGCAGGCGCUGCAACAGCAUGAAAUGAACACCAGCGAUAUUGGAACACUUUUCAUGCAGCAUGGCCUCAGCAGAUACACAGAACUGUUUACAACUCAUGAGAUUGACCUCAGUCUCUUCCUGACCUUGAAAGAAGUUGAUCUGGUAAACCUGGGCGUUGACAAGUUUGGACCUCGUCGUAAAAUGAUGGCCAUCAUUACAGACUUGAAGUCCAUGCAAGUGAGAGAUUCGCCCUGAGCUGUAUUGAUUGACCCUGGUGACGACUUUGGCUGAGUUAACGGUUCUGAUUUCUGAUUGCCGAAAAUGGAUUUUUUAGUUGCUUCUAGAGAGGUUAACUUGAACUGAUUGAUGGUUAUUUAAGAGAGCACCUGAGUCUUGCAGCGCACUGUCACUCAAAACUUACUAAGCAAAUUAACUGAGGAAUUUAUUCAUGAAUAGAUACUAUUUUACCUGGAUAAAUUCAAAUCGAGAAGAGACAAAAAUAUUAUAUAUUUAUUGUGCUAAAAAGUCAAGAUUUUAUGUGAAUUUGUUUGAAAAAGUCAUGUAACCUGUAUAACUUAUUUUCCUUGCACAAGUUUUAUUUAUUUAUUGUUAAUUUCAAACAAAACCAUAUAGUCCGUCUAAAUAUGUGCUUCACGCGACCCCCAUUCCCAAUUGUGCUUUUCACUUGUCAUGUUGUUUAGAGUUCAAUUUUUACUGUUAAACUAACAAAUUCGGUGUUGGACGAAACUAACUAUCUAAGGUAGCAGAGAAUUCUUUUUGUUUUUGAUAUAUUUCCCCUUUGUUAAAGCCACUCAACAUAAUAUAUAAUUCAUGAUCAAAACAUUGCUCAGAGCCCAAGACUGAGACCUGUUUAAGAAUGGAUUCUGGUAUACCAAAGCUCUAAGAAUCUAGAUGUGGCGACAUUGACACUGAGCUGUUGUGGUUGCAAAGCCAGAACCGUUCUUAGAAAAUUUCUAUUGCACCAGCUGGGCUGGACUUUAAUUAACCUAAUCAGGACUGAUUUACUAC